This is a messenger RNA of Vitis riparia (riverbank grape), 2088 nucleotides long. Its product is annotated as LEC14B protein. NCBI's taxonomy places the organism in Eukaryota, Viridiplantae, Streptophyta, Magnoliopsida, Vitales, Vitaceae. The record is from RefSeq and is a predicted model, not a curated record. Gene Ontology annotation, cellular component: Cul4-RING E3 ubiquitin ligase complex. The coding region runs from base 278 to 1852 and encodes 524 amino acids. The transcript has 11 exons. Gene Ontology annotation, molecular function: protein binding. Gene Ontology annotation, biological process: proteasome-mediated ubiquitin-dependent protein catabolic process.
AUCCACGAACAACCGCUUGGGGUAGAGAUUACUGUGCUAUCGAUUGCUCACAAACCUGAAGCUGAAAACAAAAACGAAGAAAGCAAAAACAAAAAACCAGAGACGAAACUGAAAUCAGAUAUUGUAUUCUUUCUUCACCGAUGAUUGGAUCUCAAAUCUUCGUCGCAGCUCUUUGCAGGAUUGACAUGGUUAGAAUGCAACUGAGGGUGAUAUGAAGUCUCAAUAGUUAGGUAAAUGCUUCUGCAGUGCAAGUUACCUUCAUUGAGUUUGAGCUGACAUGUAUUUUACAGCCAGUGAGGGUGCUGCUAAUGAAAUGGGGUAUGCCAUGAGUAGAUUUGAGCUAGAUUCUGAUUUCUGUGAUGCUGGCAAGGACAUCCAUGGAAAUGAUAACACUGAAAGACUCAACAAAGAAUUGAAUCAUUUAGAUCAUGAAAUUUCCCAGCUCACAAAGCUUAGAUCGGGACCUCACGAAUGUCUGAGUCAGAUUAUUCCUGGAAAGCGGGACUCACCUGUUUCGACGGUUAAGAUGCUGGCGGGUCGAGAAGGGAAUUAUUCAGGAAGGGGAAGGUUCUCAUCAGCUGAUUGUUGUCAUAUGUUAAGUAGAUAUUUGCCUGUCAAUGGUCCUUGGCUUGUGGACCAAAUGACAAGUCGAGCUUAUGUGUCGCAAUUUUCUGCUGAUGGUUCCCUGUUUGUUGCAGGGUUUCAGGGAAGCCAUAUUAGAAUAUACAAUGUGGAUAGAGGGUGGAAAGUGCAGAAGAAUAUUCUUGCAAAAAGCUUGCGAUGGACAGUCACUGAUACAUCUCUCUCCCCUGAUCAACGCCAUCUUGUUUAUGCCAGCAUGUCACCUAUUGUCCAUAUUGUUAAUAUUGGAUCUGCUGCAACAGAAUCUCUUGCAAACAUUACGGAGAUUCAUGAUGGUUUGGAUUUUUCUGCUGCUGAUGAUGAGGGUUAUUCUUUUGGAAUCUUCUCAGUGAAAUUUUCCACAGAUGGGCGAGAGCUUGUAGCUGGAAGUAGUGAUGAUUCAAUAUAUGUUUAUGAUCUUGAAGCAAAUAAGCUUUCCCUUAAAAUUUUGGCACACACGUCUGAUGUCAAUACUGUAUGCUUUGCUGAUGAAAGUGGGCAUCUUAUUUAUUCCGGGAGUGAUGAUAGUUUGUGCAAGGUUUGGGACAGACGCUGCCUCAUAUCAAAAGGGAAGCCUGCAGGAGUCCUGAUGGGACACCUAGAAGGAAUUACUUUUAUUGAUAGCCGUGGAGAUGGUCGUCAUCUCAUUUCAAAUAGUAAAGACCAGUCUAUCAAACUUUGGGACAUCCGAAAAAUGUCCUCCAAUGCUACUUGGCUAAACACUUCCUCAUUGGCAAUUCAGAGGGGCCACAAACGUUAUGAAAUAACCUCAGAAACUGCUAUCAUAUAUUUUGUUCAAAAUGAGUUUGACUAUCAUGAUGGACUGGACACUCCAGGGUUCAGGAAUUAUGAAUGGGAUUAUAGAUGGAUGGAUUAUCCAACCCAGGCAAGAGAGUUGAAACACCCAUGUGAUCAAUCACUUUCCACUUAUAAAGGUCAUUCAGUCCUGCGUACUCUCAUACGCUGCUACUUCUCCCCGUCUUAUAGCACUGGUCAGAAGUACAUCUACUCUGGAUCUAGCGAUUCUUGCAUUUAUAUUUAUGAUUUGCUGACCGGAGCCCAAGUUGCAACACUGGAGCACCAUAAAUCAGUCGUAAGAGAUUGUAAUUGGCACCCUAAUUAUCCAAUCCUGGUUAGCUCUUCAUGGGAUGGAGACAUUGUCAAGUGGGAAUUCCCUGGGAAUGGAGAGCCCCCUUUGAUCAAGAAACGAAUCCGGCGGAGAUAUUUAUAGUAAACUGAAUUUCACAUACGUUCAGUGUUGUUCAUGGUAAAAUAUAUAAUGUUUAAAUAGUGUUUACUUUACCAUACAUGAUCCAAUAAGGUGCAAUUAUCACAGUAAGCACUGUAAAUUUCUUUUUAACAAAUGCAGCUGUACAUAACAUAAGCUAUGGACUUUCAAUGUUGCACUUGCCAUUUGUUACUUUGGAAAUAUAUGCAAAAGAGUUGCGAGUCUCGCGUGAUUGGUGA